UCCACAACAGUCUAAUCUCAUCAAUCAAGUCUACCUAUAAACUAGGCACAUACCAUAGCCAAAGCAUAACAACACAAUAUUCUAUACCAUGUCAUCACCUAUCUCUCACCUCCUUGCAGCUCUUCUUUCACUCUUGUUAUUCAACUUCCAUGGAAGCAAAGCCGACUUUAUACCCACAAAAAAUUGCCCCAUAUACAAUUGUGGUAAUGGCCCUGAUUUUCACUACCCUUUUUGGAAAAUUGAAGACUCCACCGCCGAUCAAUAUUGUGGUUACCCUGGUUUUGGUCUCAAUUGCUCAGAGUCCGGAGAGCCAAUACUAAGUCUCCCAAAUAAUGACUCCUACUAUGUGAAAGCCAUAAACUUUAUUGAUUCCACCAUGACCCUUGUUGACCUCGACAUCUUCGAUCAACAAUGCCCUAGGGCAAGACACAGUGUUAGUGUAGGCACGCUCCCAUUGGAUUAUUCCCCACUGGAUGUGAACCUGAGCUUCUACUUCAACUGCACUUCAUUUCCUGAUCCUUUUAAGCCUCCCAUAAUCUGCUUGGGAAUAUGGGGUACCAAAAAGUCUUAUGUUAUCAUGAAGGGAGAGCAAUCAGAUGGGUUUGAUUGGUCUGAAAGUUGUGAGGAGAAUGUGGUGGUGACUGUGAUGAAGAGUAAGGAGCUUUAUAUUGAUGAGUUGACUGGUGCUUUUGGAGGGCUUAUGAACCAGGGGUUUGUGCUUAACUGGACCACGGCGAAGGAGUGCGCUUCGUGUGAGAGUGGUGGUGGUUUGUGUGGGUACAACCCCACUAAAGCUGAUGAGAUUCUCUGCUUCUGCAAAUAUGGCAAUGGCCUAUGCAGGAAGAAAGGCCCUAAGUUCAACUGGAUAUUGAAGGAUGUCGUAGGUCUUUGCUCGCUUAUUGGAACUAUAGCUGUAAUGUGCUUCAUUUUCUUUAUACGGCGACGCCGCAACAGAAAUCGAGAUGGUCCAUCAUCCAAUGCAUCUCGAAGCAUCUAUUCUAAAAUCUAUUCUAGAAGUGAUACUAAGAAGGGAAGUGCAUACCCUGGAGUUCAUGUCUUCACUUACAAGGAACUUGAACAAGCAACAAACUAUUUCGAUUCAUCUAAAAAACUUGGUGAUGGAGGCUUUGGCACUGUUUACUAUGGAAGAAUCCGUGAUGGGCGAGCAGUUGCUGUCAAGCGACUAUAUGAAACCAAUUGCAAGAGAGUUGAGCAGUUCCUGAAUGAAAUUGAGAUUUUAGCUCGCCUACGCCACCAAAACCUUGUCUUACUCUAUGGAUGCACCUCUCGUCACAGCCGUGAACUCCUCCUUGUCUACGAAUAUGUUCCCAAUGGAACUCUUGCUAAUCAUCUUCACGGUGGAAAAGCAAAACCCGGUGCACUGCCAUGGCAUACUCGAAUCAACAUUGCCGUAGAAACUGCAAGUGCAUUGUUCUAUCUUCAUGCGUCUGAGAUCAUCCACCGCGAUGUGAAAACCACUAACAUUCUCCUCGACAACAAUUUCUGUGUCAAAGUAGCAGAUUUUGGACUAUCUCGUCUCUUUCCCAUGGAUGUCACCCAUGUAUCAACUGCUCCACAAGGAACUCCAGGUUAUGUCGAUCCUGAUUAUAACCAAUGCUACCAGCUUACUACAAAGAGUGAUGUCUAUAGCUUCGGUGUGGUCCUGGUUGAACUCAUAUCAUCCUUGCCUGCUGUUGAUGUCACAAGGCAUCGACAGGAGAUCAAUUUGUCGAACAUGGCUAUCAACAAGAUUCAGAAAAAUGCAUUGCAUGAGCUAGUUGAUCCAUCCCUGGGGUAUGAAUCAGACUUUAAGGUAAGAAAAAUGAUCAAUGCAGUGGCGGAAUUAGCGUUUCGGUGCCUGCAAAGUGAGACGGACAUGAGACCUUCUAUGGUUGAUGUGGAAAAUGAACUAAAGAGGAUACAGAGUGAUGAUUUUAGCAAAGAAAUCACUACAACAAUGAUAGUCAUUUCCAAGGGUGGAGUUUGGUCGGAAAAGGCACUUUCCCUGUCAGAAAAAGCUAUUUCCGACAGCUAGGUGCUGUCGGUGGUCCUUGGAAAAAACAUCAUCGGAAAUAGUCUUUUUCCGACCAACCCUCAGAAAAAGAUAUAUUUCCGACAGCCAGACGUGGUCGUAAAUAAUUUUUCGAUGGUCGGAAAUUCUCACUCAUCAACGACGACAAAUAGUAUUUCUGACAAAAGAUGUUUGUUGGAAAUAGUUCAUUGCUUGUAGGAAAAAAUUGGUUGCUAGCCAAUCCAUUUUUUUCCAAAGACUUAUUUCCGACGAAUAGUAGUGGUCGGAAAAAACUAUUUCAGAUAAGAAUAUCUAAUUCCGACAACUAUUUAGCAUCGAAAAUGAAUAAAUUUCGAGGGUCAUCUUUUCCUCGGAAAUUGAUAUUUUCUGUCAGAAAAAUAUAAUCUAAUAUUUUCAA
Messenger RNA from Rosa chinensis, 2429 nucleotides. RefSeq names its product LEAF RUST 10 DISEASE-RESISTANCE LOCUS RECEPTOR-LIKE PROTEIN KINASE-like 1.2. Lineage: Eukaryota; Viridiplantae; Streptophyta; Magnoliopsida; Rosales; Rosaceae. Gene Ontology annotation, biological process: protein phosphorylation. Gene Ontology annotation, molecular function: ATP binding; protein kinase activity; polysaccharide binding. The record is from RefSeq and is a predicted model, not a curated record. Bases 89 to 2035 code for a protein of 648 amino acids. The transcript has 4 exons.